AUUCGAGUGUCGAGAAAACAAAUUUGCUGUGGCACAUUUGAUUAAAAAUGAGUGCGUUUCGAGCUUUCCAACUUCAGAAAUUAUCGAAAUUUGCCUUUACAAGGCAAAGGUUAACUGCUGUCGGAUACAGAUAUGUUAAUCGCGUAUUAAACAACGGCAAUAUAGUGAGAGCUCCAGCUUAUCAAGCAAUUCGCCAUUUAAGCACUCAACCGGCUGAAGAGAAAACCGGCUACCAUUCGAUAAUUCGAGAUUCGGAAAAACCUGUCGGGACUAGUGAUCGACAUGAAUUCCAAGCGGAAACGCGGAUGCUUCUUGACAUCGUGGCCAGGUCGUUGUACUCCGAUAAAGAAGUAUUUGUCCGGGAGCUGAUUUCGAAUGCUAGUGAUGCACUUGAAAAAUUCCGCUAUACGAUACAUACUGCUGGUGAAGGAGAAAAGGAUUUUACCAAUGCGGAUAGAUCGCUGGAAAUUCACAUAGGUACUAAUAAGCAAGAUCGUUUGUUAACCAUUCAGGAUACCGGCAUCGGCAUGACCAAAGAGGAGCUGAUAUCGAAUUUGGGUACUAUUGCUCGUUCGGGAUCAAAACAUUUUAUAGAGCAGCUGAAAGGGAAAGGAGCAGGUGCGGAAAAUGCGCAAAAUAUAAUCGGUCAGUUUGGUGUAGGAUUCUAUUCUGCGUUUAUGGUUGCUGAUCGCGUAGAUGUUUAUACUAGGUCGUCGAAAACUGAUUCCAUAGGAUAUAAAUGGACAUCUGAUGGGUCAGGUAAUUUUGAAAUUCAAGAGGCAGAAAAUGUUCAACCAGGAACAAAAGUUGUCAUUCAUCUGAAGGCGGAUUGUCGUGAAUUUGCCGAUGAAGAUCGCAUCCGUGAAGUCAUUCGCAAAUACAGCAACUUUGUGGGCAGUUCCAUUUUUCUUAAUGGAAAGCAAGCUAAUCAAAUUCAACCGAUUUGGUUGAUGGAGCCAAAAGAUGUUUCCCAAGAGCAACACAACGAGUUUUAUCGUUUUGUUGGAAAUACUUUCGAUAUACCACGAUUUACCUUGCACUAUAAAACCGACGUUCCGCUGAGCAUUCGGGCAUUGCUCUACUUCCCUGAGGGUAAACCUGGUCUGUUUGAAAUGUCGCGAGACUCCGACAUUGGUGUAGCAUUGUAUACAAGAAAAGUUCUCAUCCAAUCAAAAACGGAAAAUCUUCUUCCAAAAUGGCUUCGUUUCGUGAAAGGAGUAGUAGAUUCAGAAGACAUUCCCCUUAAUUUAAGCCGUGAGCUACUGCAGAACAGUGCGCUGAUUCGAAAGCUCCGCACUGUUCUAACCAAUCGUGUUCUUAGAUUCUUGCAUGACCGUGCUGUUAAAGAACCUGAUAAUUACGACAAGUUCUACAAAGACUACGGUCUUUUCCUUAAAGAGGGAAUCGUAACUAGUACGGAACCACAGGAAAAGGAAGAAAUAGCUAAGCUUCUUCGGUUUGAAACCAGCAAAGAAGCAGACAAGAAAGUCAGUCUACCAGAGUAUUGCAAUCAGCAACAGGAUGGACAAAAGGACAUAUAUUAUCUAGCCGCUCCAAACCGGACUCUCGCGGAGGCGUCACCCUACUAUGAAUCAUUGAAAAAGAAGGGUAUAGAAGUUCUCUUCUGUUAUGAAGCUUACGACGAAUUAGUGCUAAUGCAGUUAGGACAAUUUUUGGGUAAAAAUCUAGUUUCUGUGGAAAAGGAGAUGAGACGGUCGGAGAAGACGGACGACUCAACUGAUCAGAUGAUUGAGGGUUCGCUUUUAAAAUCUCAGAUAGAUGAACUGAUCCCUUGGAUUAAACAAAAGUUAGCUGGCAAAGUGACCAGUGUAAAGACGACCAAUAAGUUAGACUCUCAUCCGUGCGUUGUAACGGUAGAGGAGAUGGCUGCGGCGCGUCAUUUUGUUAAAACUCAAAGUCAUAACAUGAGCGAGGAACACCGGUACGCGCUACUGCAACCACAACUAGAACUGAAUGCGAAGCAUCCCAUUAUCAAGAAACUUCAUAAACUGAUGUCAUCCGAUCCGGAAUUAGCAGAUCUUCUGACCAAACAGCUAUUCUCUAACGCAAUGGUAGGAGCUGGGUUGGUGGAAGACCCUCGAAUGUUACUGACCAGUAUGAACGAGCUGCUUGAAAAGGUGUUAGAUAAACAUUAGGUUAAUCAGUAUGUACCUAGAUUUGUAUGGGUGUAUCGUACUCUAUCGACUAUGUUGAAAUUAAUUAGAAUAUAUGAAAACAUGUUAAGUGGUUGAUAAAUU
Molecule: messenger RNA, 2258 nt
Organism: Sabethes cyaneus
Lineage: Eukaryota; Metazoa; Arthropoda; Insecta; Diptera; Culicidae
Gene: Trap1
Product: heat shock protein 75 kDa, mitochondrial
Exons: 3
Coding region: 48-2156 (702 amino acids)
Biological process (GO): protein folding
Cellular component (GO): mitochondrial inner membrane
Molecular function (GO): protein kinase binding; ATP hydrolysis activity; ATP-dependent protein folding chaperone
Source: RefSeq, a predicted model, not a curated record